Acanthochromis polyacanthus (spiny chromis) is the source of this 3175-nucleotide messenger RNA. It is a transcript of the gene serinc3, whose product is annotated as serine incorporator 1. Lineage: Eukaryota; Metazoa; Chordata; Actinopteri; Pomacentridae. The transcript is spliced from 10 exons. The coding region runs from base 264 to 1703 and encodes 479 amino acids. The record is from RefSeq and is a predicted model, not a curated record. Gene Ontology annotation, cellular component: membrane.
UAGAAGUCUGACGCAGCGAGCGGAAAAAAAUACAAAUCCACCUGCCUGGACUUCAGGAGCCAAACAAACGCGCAGCACACUCUCUGUUCAGUAGUUUUAAAGUGUUUCUUGUCAUUCUCAGCCCUCUCGCAGGACAAAUAAUUUGUUUUUGUUUUUUUAUUUGUUCGGUGUUUGAGAAUCACCCUGGAGGGUCAGAGGAGAAGUAACGGGACGAAGGGCACGGAUUUACCGACUGUUUCCUCCUGUGCCGACACCGGGCAGUUAUGGGAGCUGUUCUGGGAGCGUUUUCCGUCGCAAGCUGGAUACCCUGCCUGUGCAGCAGCGCCACCUGUCUGAUGUGCAGCUGCUGUCCGAGCAGCAGGAACUCCACAGUGACCAGGAUCAUCUACGCCUUCAUCCUCCUGCUGGGAACCAUCGUCGCCUGCAUCAUGCUGUCGCCCGGUGUAGACCAGCAGCUCAAAAGGAUCCCAGGCUUCUGUGAGGACGGUGCCGGCUCUUCUAUCCCCGGCCUGCAGGCAGACGUCAACUGUGAGAUGUUUGUGGGCUACAAAGCAGUUUAUCGCAUCUGCUUCGGCAUGUGCAUGUGGUUCCUGUUGUUUGCCGUUCUCAUGAUCAACAUCAAGAACAGCAGAGACCCUCGAGCUGCCAUCCACAACGGGUUUUGGUUUUUCAAGUUUGCUGCCUUGGUGGCAAUUACAGUCGGUGCCUUUUACAUUCCAGACAGGCCUUUCACCUACACGUGGUUUGUCGUAGGCUCUGGUGGAGCGUUCUGUUUCAUUCUGAUCCAGCUGGUGUUACUGGUGGACUUUGCCCACUCCUGGAACGAGUCCUGGGUGGACAAGAUGGAGAAGGGCAACUCCAGAGGCUGGUAUGCAGCUUUGCUGGCCAUCACAAUCCUGAACUACAUCCUGUCAUUCAUCGCUGUGGUUCUGUUCUUCAUCUUCUACACUAAACCUGAUGACUGCUUCAUCAACAAGUUCUUCAUCAGCGUCAACAUGUUGUCCUGCAUCGUGGCCUCGGUCGUCUCUGUGCUGCCAAAAGUCCAGGAGUCUCAGCCUCGUUCAGGUCUACUUCAGUCCUCCAUCAUCACGCUGUACACCAUGUUUCUGACCUGGUCUGCCAUGACUAAUGAGCCUGACCGAGCAUGCAACCCCGGCCUGCUGAACAUCUUCCAGCAGAUCGCGGUGCCAACGCUGGCUCCUCUGGAGGUGGAGAACCAGACCGCCGUGGUGAUCAUUGGCACAGAAGAACUCAACCUGACGUCUCCAUACCUGCAGUGGUGGGACGCACAGAGCAUUGUGGGGCUUGUUAUAUUCGUCCUAUGCAUCCUUUACUCCAGCAUUCGUUCGUCCAGCACCAGCCAGGUGAACAAGCUGACCAUGGCCUCCAAAGACUCGACCAUCCUGGCUGAGGGCGGCAGCAGCACCGACCUAUCAGAGGAGUCGACGGGGCCGAGGCGAUUUGAGGACAACGAACGGGACAUGGUCCAGUACAGCUACUCUUUUUUCCACUUCAUGCUCUUCUUGGCAUCUCUCUACAUCAUGAUGACCCUCACCAACUGGUACAGCCCUGAAGCAGACUACACCAUCACCAGCAAGUGGCCGGCGGUGUGGGUGAAGAUCACCUCCAGCUGGGUGUGUUUGGCCCUUUACGUCUGGACCCUGGUGGCCCCGAUGAUCCUCACCAACCGAGACUUCAGCUGAUCAGCGACACCGUGCCGCUCCGCUGAGUCCUCUACAUUUUUUAAUUUAUAUAUAUAUAUAUUUAAACUCCAACCAUAUUGCCUAUAUCUUGCUGUCAAGAUGAACUCGCAUUUUAUACUUUUAGCUGGAAAGUAAUUAUGCCUGAUUAAAUUAAAUGAAAGGAUUAGGUCUGGUUCGGUGGUGCCAUAAGAGCUGCUUCAGUUACAGGCAGUCAGUAGCACAGAGGACACUCACACGUCUCUGUUACUGCAGCUCAAAAGUCACACUUGUCUAUUUUUUAAAAUUGCAAAUCAAGCGUGUUCCGAAAAUCAAGUCAUUCUUACAUUUAUUAUUGAUUUUACACACUGAAAAAAACAAGUGAAAACAUACAAUUAUUUAAUUAUUGCACUGCUUUGAAACAUGAAUAGUCUAGAAAUGUCAGCAUUACAGCCGUCCGCAUUUCAGUCUGAAUAAUGAUGUAGUUUUCUGUUAUGCGCUCCAAUGCCUUAUGUGUGUGAAAUGUCUGAUAUCUGUGAAGAGUGAUCAAAGUACAGAAGUGUAAUGAACUGCAAUAUGACCUAAAGUCAGCUUAAGUUUCCACCAAAAUAUUUAUGGAUGAAGAUAUUUAAUGUAAAGGUGUCUGUAAAUGAUAUUGUUUGGUGGUAAAAGGGAUCCAUACAGUAUCAGAACUGCACUGAACAUUAUGUACAGGCAAAAUAUUACAUGGAUGAAGCUAAUAUAAAGAUGCUUUUAUUCUUUACUGAGUACAAUCAGGCGACUCCAUGUUAGUCAGUAUUUGUUAUUAAUGUCACCUUUUUUCAUCCAAAAAUAAGUUGUAAAGUGUUAACUGAACAAGUCAGUGUGUUGGAAAAGAUUAUUUAACCCGUUCUUACGUGACGCAAACACGGACCAAAUGCCUUGUAAGCCAAACUGAUUUACUGCAGUUAGUAAGUGAUGAGUUUCCAGUAGAGCUUCUGCAGUUUCUGUUUAAAUGUUCACUUUUGCUUUCAUUUAUGUUGAACAGCAGAGGUUCAAUGUGCCGUGUUAUAAUGUAAUUAUAUCAUUAUUGACAACAAAACUUCACACAAAGAACAAAGACAAAAUGCUCCUAAUAUACAAUUAGGUUCUCAGGGUGUCUCACAUUUGUUGGGUUUCUCUACUACAAAAGAGAAACCCAACAAAGCUCUCUUUUAGCAUGAAGAAAAGCAGAACCAGGCUCAUCGAGGACAGACGUCUGCCUCGACCUGUCAGGGUGAGGCUAAAAGGGAGCCAGAGAUACCUGCAGAGGACAAAACACAAAUGAUAUUAUAAUAAUAAUAUGAGACAUUUGAAUGUGAAAAUCCUCAAAUCAUAUUUGGUUAUCAAUUUGUUUGUGGGUUGUUUAGCAAAGCGGUGCGUCUUUGUGCAGACCUUCGUGUAUACUGAACCUCUGUUGUGACUGAGCUGUCGCACAAACGCUGUAUAAGACUGAAUAAAGGCAGAUUUACAGCUGA